UCUGGAGCGGCUCAGUAUAAAUUUCCAUUGCGAGCCAACCGGUCGACAGGCGAGAGAAGGUGUACUUAGUCGUUGUAGACUUGCAUUAGCUAGUGCAUAACUUUUCGAAAUAUACGUUCGGUCUGUCAACAGCGAGUGCCCAUGCUGCUAGGAACAAAGUGUCGGUUCUGCUUGUUAGCCAUGUGCGUUUCUUUUUGAGGAGGGAUUAAGUUGCAUAAGCAUUCAUAGCAAGAAUGCUAUAGUUGUUUUGCCGCCGUGCUAAAGUGUUGAGCAGUCAGUAGCAAAUAUAGUUUGCUCUGGACAAUCGGUGAACAUUUUUUAGCAGUUUAUGUGCAGAAAUGGGUUGUGAAGUGAUACAGAUGGUUUAAUUUAAAAUUCCAAUUUCUUCUGAAUCUACAUAUUUUAUGCGACUAAGAAAAUAGUUGAUCAUAAAUCGCGGGUGUUUGCUGAUACGCGUUUUGUUUUACGGUGUUGGUUUGAAAAAGAUCAAAAAUGGAUACAGAAUCGUUGAAAAUUUUCUCCAAAUCCAAGCCGACAUUCUAUUGGACAGGAUUCUUUGACACCAUAGUCACGAUUGCAGUUGUAACGUUUAUUGCAUUGAGCGAAUUUGGGUUUUUCCCACAAUUUGUCAAACGAGGAUACUACUGUGACGAUAGAUCGAUUCAACGUUCGUUCACGGGGGAUACCGUAGCCACAACUGCGAUUAUGCUGAGUGGAUUUGUACCUCUGUUCCUGAUCUGGUUAACUGAGAUAAUAUUCUAUUCAUCCUCAUCGUCGUUUAUAUGUAGCAGCUCUAGUGGUAAAAAAACUCGGUGCUCCAGCUCGUGGAGUCAAAGCUGGUAUUGGUUCAAAAAGUACGGCAAAGGUCUCAUACUAAAGCUUUUGAUUGUGGAUAUAAUAAAGACCUUCGCUGGCGAACAUAGACCUCACUUUAUAGAAACUUGUCUACCGGAUAUCGUAUGUGAAGGGAGCGAAUACGUUUCUACAUACACCUGUACAAACACCGAAUAUCGUCCUUACUUCAUCCGAGAUGCUAGCAAGUCGUUUCCUUCCGGGCACUCCUCGAUGAGUGUCUACGGAUCGCUUUUCAUGAUAUGGUACUUGCAAAAACGUACACCGAAGAUCGCUUCCGUUAUAGCUCUUCCGUUGUGUCAGGUUGUGGUAGCCACGUGGGGAAUAUUUUGUCCAUUAUCACGCAUAAUCGAUAAUCGUCACCACUGGUGGGACGUUCUUGCCGGAGCGUUCAUUGGGGUGGUGGCUGCCGUCUUGACGUGCUAUUUCAGUUGCCACAACUUCGACAAAUUAAGACUGAGGGGAAAAGAUCCGAUUUACAAAGAUCACGACAUCAACCUUGUUUCCAAUAACGUGCACCGUCAAACGGCGUCAAUGGAACAAUCAAUUCCUAAACACAUUACCACCGAUUUAGAAUCGUACUAGAAAUUUAGAAACUUACAGGUAUUAAAAACUGUAUUACGUUGUCUACGAAUUUACACACAAAUCCAUAGGAUUGUAAAUAGGAAAAGUUCAAAACGUGUGAUGUAUGUUUGCGAGGACGUAUUGUGAUAUUAGGACUAGCCCAGUGAGAUUGUUUGGUAAUCAUGCAAAAACGUACUGCGCUCAUAUGCUUCUACUACAAAACACAGAAAAUGAUACCGGAAACGCAGAUCACUGCAUGAAAAGAAUAGCAAACAACAUAAUGUCGUUGAGUUGCGUUGCCCUGCAAAACGUGUACCGGUGAAACCUAAAACCAACUUGGUUGUUCAGGAGAAAAACCGUUUCAUCAGUAUUAGGCAAGUAGAACAUUGUUUCGUACGUGGCGAAAAAUUGUUUACUGUCCCGUUUGAGAAGCACUGUCAUAGUAGAAGAUAGAAUGUAGAAGCACGCGAGUCAAAUGUUAAGAAGAAUAAGGGAAUAGCUGGCGUAUUAGGAAGCAUGCGGUUGAACCAGUUGCACUUCGCAGAUCGUGUAAUUGUGACAAAAAACGAGUAGGCGAAAGUAAACCGUACCCACACACAAAAAAGUUUUAAUAUAUUGAUUUUACAACAACUUGAAAAGAACAUAGGUAAAUUAUAGAAAAGCACGAUGACAAUGUUGAAUAAUUGUAAGAUAAAAAGCUUUAAUAAAAAGAAAUAAAAAAUAUGAUGUCAAAA
This is a messenger RNA of Aedes aegypti (yellow fever mosquito), 2150 nucleotides long. RefSeq lists its product as uncharacterized. The coding region runs from base 493 to 1437 and encodes 314 amino acids. Gene Ontology annotation, molecular function: phosphatidate phosphatase activity. NCBI's taxonomy places the organism in Eukaryota, Metazoa, Arthropoda, Insecta, Diptera, Culicidae. Gene Ontology annotation, biological process: phospholipid metabolic process; phospholipid dephosphorylation; signal transduction. The record is from RefSeq and is a predicted model, not a curated record. The transcript is spliced from 6 exons.